AUGGUGGAGUAUUUUGAUAACAUUUUUAGGUCAGAGGGUGCGGAGGAAGCAAGACAAACGGCUGAUGUAGUGAAGAAUAUGGUUAAUGCGGAAAAAAGAGAAUUCUUAGAUCAAUUUUUCACUGUUGAAGAAAUAACCUAUGCCCUUAAACAGAUGCAUCCAACCAAGGCACCAGAACCCGAUGAUAUGCCGGUACUCUUUUACCAAAAAAUGUGGAGAAUUGUGGGUAAUGAUAUUAUUGAUUAUGUGUUUAAUAUUCUAAAUCAUGAAGUUGAUCCCUCCCCUAUUAAUUCAACCCAUAUUUGUAUGAUUCCAAAAAUCAAGAAUCCUAGAUAUGCCAAAGGCUUUAGGCCCAUCUCUUUAUGUAAUGUUGUUUUUAAAUUAGUUACCAAAACUAUUGCAAGUAAACUCAAACAACUUCUUCCGGAUAUUGUUGGAGAGUUACAAAGUGUCUUUGUGCAGGACAGGUUAAUCACUGACAAAGAAUUAGUGGCAUUCGAAAUUUUUUAUUACAUGAAGAAGAAGGUGACAGACCAAAAGGGGUACAUUGGACUCAAAUCAGACAUGGCCAAGGUAUAUGAUAGAAUAGAGUGUUGCUUCUUGAAAGAGGUCAUGAUAUUAAUGGGUUUCUCACAAAGAUGGGUGAAUUUAAUCCAAAGAUGUGUUUCGACGGUGACUUUCUCAAUUCUGGUUAAUGAAAUCCCAAGUAAACCAAUUCAACCAACUUGGGGUUUUAGGUAG
Arachis stenosperma is the source of this 741-nucleotide messenger RNA. RefSeq lists its product as uncharacterized. The record is from RefSeq and is a predicted model, not a curated record. The coding region runs from base 1 to 741 and encodes 246 amino acids. NCBI's taxonomy places the organism in Eukaryota, Viridiplantae, Streptophyta, Magnoliopsida, Fabales, Fabaceae. The transcript has a single exon.